AAGAGAUGAUGUAAAGAUUAAAAACAAACCAUUUGAGAGAAGGCACGUGCCAAUUUGCUCCCAUGUGGAUCGGUUCCAUGGAAGACAACACAUUUCACAGAUUGUUACCUUCUACAACUCAACAUUGGCGAUCCUCUUCGCACCCUUCUAUUUAGUUGGGAUUGAGAGAAAUUAAGCACUACGGCAAAGUUGGCUCUGUUUUCAAAAGAAUACAGAGAUGGGGUGGCGUUUUGAAGAUUACGGCCCUGCAUUGGCUAUGGUGGGUUUACAGUGUAUUUAUUCUGUUCUUGCCAUCUUCAGCCGAGCCGCUUUGGUCCAUGGCAUGAGCCCUAGGGUCUUUGUUGUUUACAGAAAUGCCAUUGCCACUCUAACCAUGGCCCCUGCUCUUUAUUUCUCAACAAGGAUAAGUGGCAGCAGAAUUUUCAUCGGAUUCAGAGGCUUUUCUCUCAUAUUUAUCACUGCUCUUAUUGGAGUAACGGGCAACCAAAAUGCCUAUUUUGAAGGACUUUACUUAUCCUCUUCGUCAGCUGCAAGUGCCAUCGUUAAUUUAAUACCAGCCAUCACUUUCGUUAUGGCAGUCACUGCAGGAUUAGAGAAACUAAAAGCAAGAAGCUGGAGAACUGCGGCAAAAAUAAUAGGAACAGUGGUAUGUGUGGGUGGAGCUGCUUCAAUGGCCUUAAUAAAAGGCCCUAAAUUAUUAAACGCGCAAAAUUUGCCUAAAAAUAUUAGCUUUCUCAAUAUGUUGGGAGCUGUCCAUCCCGAGGGAGACACGUGGCUUCUUGGCUGUGUACUUCUCUUUGUCAGCAGUUGCUUUUGGGCAUUUUGGAUCAUCAUGCUGGUUCCAAUUUCAAGACACUGUCCAGACCCAAUAAUUUCUUGCACAUGGUUGUUAUUCAUCGCUACAAUACUCUCAGGCGUUUUUACAGUUCUUGUAGACGACAACACAAAAGUCUGGAAUCUUCCUUCUCUAUUACAGUUCGCUACUUGUUUAUAUGCCGGAACAAGCUCGGCAUUGUCGUUUUUCGUUCAAUCUUGGUGCGUUUCACGAAGAGGCCCUCUUUUCACUGCAUUAUUCAACCCUGUUUGUACAGUCAUCACAACAUUCGUUUCUUCUCUAUUUAUGCACGAACAGCUCUACUUUGGCAGCUUGAUGGGUGCUAUUGCAGUGAUAAUUGGGUUGUAUAUUGUAUUAUGGGGUAAAGCUAAAGAUGUUGAAGAAAUGAAACGACGACGUGCUGAAGUUCAAAAUGGGAUUGAUGAUAAUUCUGAGAAGAAUGAUAUAGAACAGCCAUUGUUAUGUGAUGAGGAGUCUGAUGAAACAAUCAAACAUGAUAAAGUUUGAGGAAUAUUAGAUUUGAUUUCAUGAUCGCUAAAUUUUUUUUUGUAUUCAAGAGAUGGGAUUAGUGAAAGAUACAAGAAUAUUCUGUUUUGUUUGUUUUGGUGUUGCAUUUUUUUUUUCCUGUAAUUUUCACCUCAAAAUUGUGUUUUUGUGGAUCACGAGUCGUUGGGCAAAGGUUUUGGAAGUAUGUGUACAAAGUCUUAGAGCUUCUGACAAGUGAUUAGUAAUAGAACAUGUGACACGUGAUCAACUCCAAUCCUACGUGUAUUCUGCUAAACAUGGCCCACCAUACAUCUGUGUUCGUACAUCUGUGUCUAUAGUUUGUAUAAAACUCCAAUGCAAUAUUGAAGCUUUUAAA
Messenger RNA from Benincasa hispida (wax gourd), 1697 nucleotides. RefSeq names its product WAT1-related protein At4g30420-like. Gene Ontology annotation, molecular function: transmembrane transporter activity. NCBI's taxonomy places the organism in Eukaryota, Viridiplantae, Streptophyta, Magnoliopsida, Cucurbitales, Cucurbitaceae. The record is from RefSeq and is a predicted model, not a curated record. Gene Ontology annotation, cellular component: membrane.